AUGCUUGGAACAGAAAAAGAGAAGAUGGGCUCUAUUUCCAGUAUGCAAAAUAUUCAGUCAAUUUUGGCAAUGAUACAGGAAUCGAUGAAUAAGACCCAGGAAACAAUUGCUAAUAACCAUGAGGAGACAAAAAGAAAACACGAUGAUCUGAAAUCCGAUGUGGGAGAGAUAAAUGAUAACAUAAAGAAAAUGGAUGACAAGAUAGAAAAGAUCCAGCAAAACAUUGCCAAAAACGAACAAAGGAUUCAAAAGACAGAAAUCAAAAUGGAACAGACAGUUAAGAAAGUAGAAAUGCUGGAACAACAACAAAUAGCAAGUAAUCGAGAACUCGAAGACUCACUCACCUACCUGGUAGCCACCUCUGAAGCCUCAAAAAUCACAGGGCAAAAGGAUGAGCUUUCACAGGGUUUUGUGGGGGCUGUGGAAGAGCUUUCUCUGAGGCUGCCUCAAGAACGAAGGCCUCAGGCAACCCAGAGCAGCCUCAGGAGAUGCCUCAUCAAAUGCCUCACUUUUCCUAAGCAAACUAACUCAGGAGAUGUUCUUUCCUUCUUCUGCAGCUACACCCUCAUCACCCCUGGUGUUCUGCGAACAGACACAGAAGAGCAAAUUUUGGUGGAGGCCCAUGGAGACAAUACUCCAAAACAGCUUGACAUCUGGGUUCUUGAUUUUCCAGGGAAGCAGAGAGCCUUGUUCCAAACCAGAGUAGAUAUGAUUGUGAAUCCAACGGGAGGCAUGCUUGUCACUCCAACUAUAAAGAUUCCUGCAAGAGAACUGAGUAAGGACUCCAGGCAAAAUAAGUAUGUGGUUGUGCAAGUAACUGGUCCUCAAGUGAGUUUGGAAAAGGUGGUUCUCCUUUCUUACCAGAGUGGCUUUGUGUUCAUCCAGACAGAUAAAGGCAUCUAUACACCAGGCUCUCCAGUGCGCUAUCGUGUCUUUUCUGUGGAUCACAACAUGCACAGGAUGGACAAAACUGUGAUUGUUGAGUUUCAGACUCCACAAGGCAUUGUUGUCAGUUCUAAUCCAGUUGACCCAAACUUGAUCCGGCCUUACAAUUUACCAGAGCUUGCCAGUUUUGGAACAUGGAAGGCUGUGGCCAAAUAUGAGCAUUCCACAGAGGGGAGCUAUACCGCAUAUUUUGAUGUCAGGGAAUAUGUGUUGCCAAGCUUUGAAGUCCGUCUGCAACCAUCAGAGAAGUUUCUUUACAUUGAUGGCAAUACAAAUUUCCAAGUGUCUAUCACUGCAAGGUACUUGUAUGGAAAGAAAGUGGAAGGUGUGGCCUUUGUCCUCUUUGGAGUGAAAAUAGAUGGAUAUAAAAAGAGUAUUCCAGAGUCACUCACGAGAAUUCCGAUUAUUGAUGGAGAUGGGGAUGCAACAUUAGAAAGACAUAAACUACGUUCCCGAUUUCAAAAUCUCAAUGAUCUUGUUGGGCAUACUCUGUAUGCAUCUGUAACAGUGAUAACAGAAUCAGGUGAGCAGGGGUGGGAGAAGAGAAGGGUAAAUUGUUUCUUUGAAUACAAACAUAUUACACUUUUAGUCGGGACGCAUGGGGUGGCGGUGGUCGUCUCGGCUUUCCCUCCGUUGCCCUUCCUGGCCGAAAAGUGCCCCUUCUCGCCUCUGACGGGCCUUCCUUGUGGUUGCAGCCAGAGCAAUCCACUCUGCCAGCUCAGGGCAGCGGACUCAGCUGUAGCCCAGACGAGCCAAGGAACUGCGGGGAGCUUCCUGCGUGUUGCACCCCCCCCAGCCUUCCCCCCGUGCCUCCGCACCAUUUUCGGGCACCCAGCUUACCGGGCUGCUCCCAUCCCUGUCUCGGCUCCAAUGGCGGCGGCUUCAGGAGAUGCUGGCAGCACGGAGGUGCAGCGCUUAGAGGAAAGCACAGUUCAUGGCUGCUACCGGGCUGCCCCAGUCCCUAUCGUGGCUCCAACAGCGGCGGCUUUGGGAGAUGCUGGUGGCACGGAGAGAGCUCGGGCUACGCCUCCCUCCAACCCAGCUGCCUUCCUUGCUGUGUCGCUCCUGAGCGAACUCUUCUGUCCUUGGCUGUUGCGAAGAAGCAGCAGCUCUGGGCUUGAUGUUCCUCUCCUCUCCUCCAACGCCAACAACUCUCCAGCUCUCCAGCACCACCGCCCUCGACCUGGUUGCCACGCAGCAGCCGCCAUUACCACAGCGUCGUCCUUGGUGCUGGCCACACCCGAGCUCCCAGCAUUCCCCAGCGCCCCUGGAACAUCCAAAAGAAACCCCCAGGGGCAUCCAGGGUCAGGAGGGAGCUCGCUGGGCAUCACCGCCGCCGCCGCCACCACCACCGCUCUAGCAGCCGCCGCCUCGGUCAAACAGGGAGAAAAACGGCGGAGCCAAUGCAGCCGGGCUGUCAGCGUUCAGCCUCGGCGUUCUUAUACCCGUGCCGUCUUCCGCUCACUUCUCCCCAGCCACGAGAAAUACAGAGAUACCUACUAUUUUGCUAUUUUUGAAAAUAACUAUCAAGUUAAUUGUGAUUUAUUUAAUAAACUAUUGUUAAAAAACUGUACGUUAUACCAACUUGCUUUCUGUUUUCCAGGUGAUUUUGAAGAUGAUUUCUUUGGAGAUGACAACAUCAUCUCAAGAUCUGAUUUUCCUGAGAGUUGGUUGUGGCUAACGGAGGUGCUGCCCGAGCAGCCUAACAGUCAAGGGAUUUCAAGCAAGACACUGUCUUUUUAUCUGAGGGAUUCCAUCACAACUUGGGAGGUACUGGCUGUGAGCAUUUCACCCACCAAAGGGAUCUGUGUGGCUGAACCUUAUGAAAUAACAGCCAUGAAAGACUUCUUCAUUGAUCUUCGAGUACCGUAUUCAGUAGUGAAGAAUGAGCAGGUGGAGAUUCGAGCUGUUCUGUACAACUAUGCUGAUGAGGAUAUUGAAGUGUUAGUGGAACUGUUACACAACCCAGCCUUCUGCAGUGCUUCCACAGAAAGACAAAGAUACCGACAGCAGCUCCCGAUUAAAGCCCUGUCCUCCAGGGCAGUACCAUUUGUGAUAGUCCCAUUACAGCAAGGAUUGCAUGAUAUUGAGGUCAAAGCAAGUGUCCGGGGACAGGAGCUGCAUGAUGGUGUGAGGAAGAAACUGAAAGUUGUACCUGAAGGGAUACGGAAAGAUAUUGUGACUAUCAUUGAACUGGACCCACGUGCAAAAGGACUCGGUGGAACACAGGAACAAUUGGUCAAAGCCAAUAAAUUAAAUGAUAAGGUGCCUGACACAGAAAUAGAAAUCAGGAUUAGUGUUCAAGGUGACCUUGUGGCUCAGACUGUUGAAAGCUCAAUUGAUGGAAGUAAACUCAGCCAUCUCAUUAUCACUCCUUCUGGCUGUGGGGAGCAAAAUAUGAUCCGCAUGACUGCACCAGUUAUUGCUACCUACUACCUGGACACAACAGAGCAGUGGGAGGCACUCGGCAUAAAUCGCAGGCCUGAAGCUGUCAAACAAAUCAUGACUGGUUACGCCCAGCAGAUGGUGUACAAGAAAGCAGACCAUUCCUAUGCAGCAUUUACAGAUCGUGCAUCUAGUACUUGGCUAACAGCAUAUGUUGUAAAAGUCUUUGCCCUGGCUGCCAAAAUUGUAAAAGACAUUAGCCAUGAAAUCAUUUGUGGAGGUGUGAGGUGGUUGAUUCUGAACAGGCAACAACCAGACGGAGUGUUCAAAGAAAAUGCCCCUGUACUUUCUGGGACAAUGCAGGGAGGACUUAAAGGUGCUGAACCAGAUGUAUGUUUAACAGCAUUCGUUCUGGUUGCGUUGUUGGAAUCCAGAUCAAUCUGCAAUGAAUAUAUCAAUAGUCUAGACAGCAGCAUCAACAAGAGUGCAAAUUAUUUACUCAAAAGGUAUGAGAAACUGCAAAAACCUUACACUACGGCCCUCACAGCCUAUGCUUUGGCUGCUGCAGACAGUCUGGAUGACAGCAGGGUACUCAUGGCGGCAUCGACAGGAAGGAAUCGUUGGGAAGAACAUAAUGCUCACACCCAUAACAUUGAAGGCACUUCCUAUGCCUUGUUGGCCCUGCUGAAAAUGAAGAAAUUUGAUGAGGCCGGUCCUGUAGUCAAAUGGCUGAUAGAGCAGAAAUAUUAUGGGGGAACCUAUGGACAAACCCAAGCAACAGUUGUGGGGUUUCAAGCUCUUGCUGAAUAUGAGAUUCAGAUGUCUACCCAUAAGAACUUAAAUUUAGAUAUUGUUAUUAGGCUGCCAGAACGAAAAAUACCUAUAAACUACAGACUUGAUGCUACCAAUGCUGCUCGAGCCCAGACAACAGAGGUACAGUAG
Pantherophis guttatus is the source of this 4272-nucleotide messenger RNA. Lineage: Eukaryota; Metazoa; Chordata; Lepidosauria; Squamata; Colubridae. The record is from RefSeq and is a predicted model, not a curated record.